Stegastes partitus (bicolor damselfish) is the source of this 603-nucleotide messenger RNA. RefSeq names its product KH domain-containing, RNA-binding, signal transduction-associated protein 2-like. Lineage: Eukaryota; Metazoa; Chordata; Actinopteri; Pomacentridae. The record is from RefSeq and is a predicted model, not a curated record. Gene Ontology annotation, biological process: regulation of alternative mRNA splicing, via spliceosome. The coding region runs from base 1 to 603 and encodes 200 amino acids. Gene Ontology annotation, molecular function: poly(A) binding; mRNA binding. Gene Ontology annotation, cellular component: nucleus. The transcript is spliced from 6 exons.
AUGGCGGAGUUGUGGACAUUGAAGCGCCUGGCUACACCCAUCCAGCAUCCAGACUACAACGACGAGAUCAGACAGGAGCAACUGAGAGAGCUAUCCCUGUUGAACGGCUCUGACGAGUCGAGCAGAGGGAGGAGCGCGCAGGCGAGGAGUGUGCGACCCACAACGACAACAAUAUCCACACGAGGCCAGAGAGGUGCAGGAAGGAGCGCAGCAGCACCUCGGGGGACAGCGACGGCGGCGCACAGCAAACUUCCAUCGACGGUUGUGACGAGGGAGGUGCAAGCUCCCCGAGCCAGGGGGACGGCAGCGAGCGGCGGAUACAGACCCCCGCUGUUAGCAGUCACACACGAAUCAUACGACGACUACGGCUACGAUGAUGGGUACGACGGAGAAUACGAUGACGAGAGUUACGAAACCUAUGAGGAUAACUACAACAGUCAGUCAAAGAGCAUUUCAGGAUAUUAUGAAUACGGACACGGAACCAGUGAUGAAUCCUACAACAAUUAUGAGGAGGACUGGGCGACCACCAGGCCAAGUCUCAAAGCCCCCGUUUUACGGCUGACGAGAGGGGGCUACAGGAAACACCCGUACGGCAGAUACUGA